AUGGAGCAACUUGAUAAAAUUCGGGGUAUACCGGUGGCGAGACUAAAUGGGAUGCCGACACGCGCGGCGCAAGAGCCGCCGAAGCCAGCCACGGCGCUGUACCGGCGCGCCUCGUGUCCCAGCUUCUGCACGGCUGGGCCUCGCGAGGUCCUGCCCAUUCCCUGCCAAUACCUGCCGCGGACGCAGUCGGUGAUCCUCUGCGACGAAGCGAACCACGAACAUGGACAGCAUUACGCUGCAGCACAAUACAAGGUUUCUCAAAACUACUACCGGUCGUACUGCACGCCCGUGGGGCCCUGCGCAGCGCCGGCCGCGCAGUCGACGGCCCAGAUGCUGCAGCAACUCGGCAACGUGUGCGCCUGCCCCUGCCCCUGCCCCUGCUCCUGUCCCGGGCCCUGCAAGUGCGGCUGCUGCCUGCCUGCACCCUGCAACACGCCUCCGCGCUGCAUCCAAUACAUGACAGGUUACUACUACUACCCUUACGGCUUCUGGUUCUGUGGACCCUACCACGUGACGGGUACCUGCGUCCCCGGCGGGCCUGUGUCCCCGGGCGGCCCCUGCCAGCCCUGCGCUCCUAACCCUGGCGGACCCUGCGGCCCCUGUAACCCGUGCUGCGUCUGCGGAAUAUUCAACGCUUGUGGCUUAGUGCCAGCUCUUGAAGAUAGCUCGGCGAAAGAGCCGCCGGCCCUCAGUGAACUGCCGGACCUCAGCAAACUGCCGCCGGCGGUGGAUAUUAGUAAAGUGUUGCCAACUUCCAUGAAUGGUCUGGUUAUGGGCUGCAUUGCACUCAAUGCCCCAUGCAAGGCGUGUCGGCCUUGCGGUCCGUGCCCGUGCGGCCCGAAUCCCCCAUGUUGCGGUGGCCAAGGCCCUUGUGGUCCAUGUGGACCCGCCGGCCCUUUUGGACCAUGCGGUCCUUGUUUUCCCGGGGUCGGCUGUAGUAAUGGCGGAUUCAGUGGCUGCGGCGCGUGCGGUCCCGGCAACUGUGGCCCUUGCGUUGUUGGGCCUGGAUGUAGUAGCUACUGCUGCCAAGGGGGCUGCUGUGUCGGCCCUGCCGGCUGCGGACCGUGUGGUGGCUGUGGUCCUUGUGGCCCUCCAUGUGGUCCGUGCGGACCAUGUGGUCCUUCGUGUGGCCCAUGUGGCCCUUGCGGCCCAUGCGGCCCUUGUGGUCCCUGCGGCCCAUGUGGUCCAUCAUGUGGCCCUUGUUGUGGUCCUUGUGGCCCGUGCGGUCCAUGCGGCCCUUGUGGUCCGUCAUGCGGACCAUGUGGCCCUUGUGGUCCAUGUGGCCCGUGCGGACCUCUUUGCGGACCUGUCUGCGGUCCCGGCUGUCCUCCCGCCUGUGGUACAUGCCUUCCUUUCGGGUGCGGCGCGUGCUGUACCGUGGGGCCUUGCGGCAGUGGUUGCUGCGGGCCCCCUGGCUGCGGCCCAUGGUCGGGCCCAUGUUUCAACUGCACGUGCCAGCCGAUACCUGUGUGCGGGCCCUGCACGCCGCCGCCUGUCAGCCCACCCUGCCCUUCGUGCUGCGUACCCAUGUACACAAACCAGGCCCCGCCCAAGGAAGAACCGAAAGCAGACCCGGCCAAGAAUACGGAGGCCAAAGCGAAAGUGACGCCACCACGGCCAGAGAUCAACCCCGACUUGAUUCAUAAACACCCCUUUAACAAGGUGGGGGCUACAAAGCCCUUGAACCUCACCAGCUCGGUACUCACUUGCUACUAUUCUACGUACGCUGGGCUGAACCACCUGUCAGGGACGGCGACGGACGAUAACACACGAUUAAAGCGGCCAAUAGGAGAUCUCAAAAUACUAGCGAAGGCGAAAAGCUUUGGUUCUAACGUGAGUCCCGAUUGGCACGAGAAUACGUUAGUUUUAUCGAACCACGUCGCUUCUACGAACAAUAAGACACCUAAGGACAAAGCCACGAAGGAAGACCAGAUUUUCUUGACGUCGAGCUGGCCUAAACUACCCAAGAGCACAGGACUAAAACCCACGGUCCAAACCAGUUAGUUGUACCCAAAUGAACUUGUUUUUGAUGAUAUUUGACUUCGAACUUUAAUCCUUGACUUUGAUACUUGUAAUUAUUAAUUGUUGGACUUGAAUAUGUAAUAGGUUGAAUAAAAAUCGUGACAACUA
Messenger RNA from Helicoverpa zea (corn earworm), 2130 nucleotides. Its product is annotated as multiple epidermal growth factor-like domains protein 11. The record is from RefSeq and is a predicted model, not a curated record. The transcript has a single exon. Bases 1 to 2004 code for a protein of 667 amino acids. Lineage: Eukaryota; Metazoa; Arthropoda; Insecta; Lepidoptera; Noctuidae.